Messenger RNA from Sphaeramia orbicularis (orbiculate cardinalfish), 3303 nucleotides. RefSeq names its product P2Y purinoceptor 4. Gene Ontology annotation, biological process: transepithelial chloride transport; G protein-coupled receptor signaling pathway. The record is from RefSeq and is a predicted model, not a curated record. The transcript is spliced from 2 exons. Gene Ontology annotation, molecular function: G protein-coupled purinergic nucleotide receptor activity; G protein-coupled UTP receptor activity. Bases 564 to 1658 code for a protein of 364 amino acids. Gene Ontology annotation, cellular component: plasma membrane. NCBI's taxonomy places the organism in Eukaryota, Metazoa, Chordata, Actinopteri, Kurtiformes, Apogonidae.
UCCUGGCUUCCAUUUCUGUUUUCUCCAUUGUUAGUGCAGAUGAAAAAGGACAUUCUUCAUGCUCACAUGUGAAUGGACGCACCAUAUGUUGUUGCGUAAAACCACAGCAUGGUUAAGUGUAUGGUACAGGCGCGCUGGUAUUGGUUUCACGUGGUCUGUAAAACUGAAAGUGACUCUCCCACUGAGUAUUUUUUUAGGGUGCACUUUUGUCCACUCAGCGAUGUGACUUCCCAUUUCAAGCCUUAUAUUGUGUAGAUCCCACUCUGCGUGGAUCGUGCGCCUGCGUGUCCGCGUACAGCUGUUCGAACCAUGGACUCACACUCGACGUUUACCCGAAAAAUAAGUGCAAAGCGUCUGUAAAGUUCGGCUGUUGGAUCCGCUGGAGGAGCAACAAGAUGACGGACUGAAGGGGGAGAAGCUCCAGGGGCUCUGCGGAGAAGUUUUCCCGGGAAAAGUGCGCGUCUUGUCCGGAUCAGAACCACCGUGGUACCCACACUGUCUGUGGAUCCAGUUGUGGUAUCAUCUUCUGGGUUGGAUGUCCUACAGUCAGAAGACCAGUCACCAUGGAAACAGUCACCCUAAACCCUGAAGCACACAACCAGUCGAUGGUAUACAUUGCUAUCUUCAACUCCAGCUGUCGAUUCAAUGAGGAGUUUAAAUACAUCCUCCUGCCUGUGUCCUACAGUCUAGUGUUUGUUUUUGGAUUUGUGCUUAAUACUACAGCCCUGUGGAUGUUUCUAAAGAUGCGACCGUGGAACCCCAGUACAGUGUACAUGUUCCACCUCGCCCUGUCGGACUUCCUUUACGUUGUCUCUCUGCCCACUCUCAUUUACUACUACGCCAACCGCAACCAUUGGCCCUUUGGAGUGGCCGCCUGCAAAAUAGUGCGUUUUCUGUUUUAUGCAAACCUCUACUGCAGCAUCCUCUUCCUCACCUGCAUCAGUGUCCAUCGUUACAUUGGUAUCUGCCAUCCCAUCAAGGCGCUGACCCUUGUGAAAUCCCGUCAUGCCCACCUGGUGUGUGGCCUGGUGUGGGCUGUGGUCACUGUGUGUCUGGUACCCAACCUCAUCUUUGUCACCACCUCCAGGAGGGACAACGACACACUGUGCCACGACACAACCAGCCAGGAUGCCUUCGAGGAGUACGUGGACUACAGCUCUGUUGUCAUGGUGCUCCUGUUUGGCGUCCCUUUCAUGGUCAUCAUGGUUUGUUACUGCCUCAUGGCGAGGACAUUGUGCAGACCCAGACGUGGAUUAUCCACAGGCCGACAGGGCGCCGCCUCUCGUCAGAAGUCAAUCAAACUCAUCAUAGUGGUGCUGGUAGUGUUUGCUGUCAGCUUUGUUCCAUUUCACAUCACACGGACGCUUUACUACACGUCCCGCGUCCUGAACCUUAACUGUGAAUUCCUCAACAUUGUCAACUUCACUUACAAGAUCACCAGACCACUGGCCAGUGUCAACAGCUGUAUUGACCCCAUUCUGUAUUUCCUGGCUGGGGACCACUACCGCUCUAAACUGAUGUCUGUUCUGACGGGAAAGAGACAAAUGACAAGCAGCCAAGCACCAGAACAGCCGCAAAUACAGCCAAACAGUAACCAUGACAUUGCUCUGGUUUAUAAAAACUCACAUGUGAAAGACAGAGAGGACGUGGAACGAUAGACGGAACAUCUCUCUGGGACACAGAGUUUUACAGUCUUUGUAAUCUAGUGUGAAUCAAAGAUUACUGAUUAAAUAGACAAGUGUUGCUGAUGUUUUAUAAGCACCUGUAUGACUUCUCUACUUGCACUGACAGAUUAGGAAUAGAUCCAGUUUACUGUAACAUUUAUAAUGUCAUGAAAUGUUCCUUGCUUAUAUGUAACAGACCCACAAACAGUGUAUGAAAUCCCCAAUCUAUCCUCAGAACAGUGUUUAGAGGUCAAAGUUCAAGUGACUCUUACUGAGAAAUCCAUGUUCUUUCUUUGUUUCUUCUUUUGUAGAGGAAAUGUUACCGUACAAAUGAAACAUGAACUGAACUUUCAGUGAAAAUAGGAAGAGUAAUAACUGAGUCAUUUGAGGAAAUGGCCUCAAGUUGUCCUGGGCUUCUCAAAAACCCAUAGAUGAUUUUGCAAGUGAAUUAUCGUCCAACAUAUUCAACUUAAUACUUGACAAAGGAUGACAGAUAGUCUUGGUUUAGUCUCAUAAAAUCAGACAGUUAUGAGGCAAUCCUUCCUGCUUCACCAACAAUAUUUAUGUGUUACCCAGGAACUGCAGCUACAGUCAGUACGGCCCCUGAUCCCAGCUGUUUUUGUCCUUCACGUUUCACAACCGCCUUUUGCUCAACAAGGGAGGAAAGCAGCCGCACUGAUCUGAUGCAUUUUCCCCAUGCCUCAUUGGAGGGAUUUUUCAUUCUUACCUCUGGGAUUGAUAUGUGGGUCAGUAAUCUGAGUCCUUGAUAUUUUUGCAGGAUGUGAAAACAAUAUUGGAAAGUUUUAUUUCUAUCCUCCUUUGUAAUGUAUGAGUCUAUUCUACAGCAGAUGUGCAUUCACGGAGCAUGAUGUCACUGGUAUUCAAAUACCAGUAGGCAUCCUAAACUGUUUCUACAUCAGUAUAGAUAAACCAUGACUGUAGUUACAAUAACUUUCACUAUAUUUACUGUAAGUCACAUAUCCUGUAAAUUAGUGACUUGAACAGAUCAAAACUAUUCAUAUAAAUAAGAUCUUUACGCUCUUUGACAUCAGAAACUGCAGUUGCUAAAUAGAUAACCUAACCUAAUAACCCUAACCCUAAGCAUAGGUGUAAUAAAGGGAAGUGAAAGUAGUUUAUGUCACUACAACAACAUCUGUUUUCUUUGGUAAUGUGUCAUUGGUCACUCAGAUUCUGAGAAAACUGGAAAUGCCAGAGGCCAAGAAAGACAAACUGAAACAACCACAUUUAUUAUAUGAAACUGUCUAAACUAUAAUAAAAUAACACAAGCUCCUUUUGAUGAAGGAUGUAAGAAACUAAAUGUAGUAAUGAUAAAUUGGAUCAUAUAAACGCUUCUUCAUUCAAGUUUUAUCAAUUUAAAUCUCAUCUAUUUUCCUGUAAAACAUUUUAUAAUAAAACUCUUCCAGAGUGACUAAUAUUUUAUAUAUUAUUUAGAUUUGGUCAAAUCUUCAUAGCACCUGAUGUGAAAUUACAAACCUAAAAUGUGACUCUACAACCCUCAUUUAUAUAAAAAUGUGAAAUAAAACGAAGUGUACCACAGGUAUGAAAUUGUAGAAUGAAAAUCUGUACAUGGAUUAAACAUUUCCCCACUGCAAAUAAACUGAAUAAUAUGUUUAGUCAA